Dermatophagoides farinae (American house dust mite) is the source of this 1554-nucleotide messenger RNA. Its product is annotated as RCC1 and BTB domain-containing protein 1. Gene Ontology annotation, molecular function: protein binding; guanyl-nucleotide exchange factor activity. The record is from RefSeq and is a predicted model, not a curated record. Lineage: Eukaryota; Metazoa; Arthropoda; Arachnida; Sarcoptiformes; Pyroglyphidae. Gene Ontology annotation, cellular component: cytoplasm.
GAAUUUUGUGCUAAUUUUCUUUUUUUUUGGUUGAUUUAUUAUUCGAUAUCAUCAUAUAACAAAUUGGACACGAUGGAAACAAUGUACGAUCCGGAAAACCGUACAUACGAUUUAGGAUUGUGGCCAAUUCUACGAAGAUUAUCACAUGAACAACUUGUGAACAUGCAUCGAUUUUUUGUAUUCAAUUGUGGCCGUUCUGUUAUUUGGAUUGAUCGAAAUGGAACUGUUUAUGCUUUUGGAAUUAAUGAAUGUCAUAAACUUGGCGUAUAUGAACGUUCUUUAUUUUUAGAUGAAAAUGAAUAUGCCAAUGCAAGUAUUGAAAGACAUCCAAUGGAAUUAAAAUUAUUGAAUGGAAUGGAUUUUCGAUUAGAAGAAGCCGGUACACAUAUGGUUGCUUUGAACUCGUCGGGCAAAUUAUUUGUAUGGGGUAACAAUGAUUUAGGUCAAAUCGGUAUCGGAACUAUUACCCAAUGUGAACAUAUAAAUUGCAUCAUCGAUAAUAUUGUUGACAUUUCCUGUGGUUAUAGCCACACAAUUGCACUUACAGAUAAAGGCAUUGUAUUAUUCUGGGGUUCAAUCGAUCAGGACAAUGUUUAUUCGAAUCCAAUUCAAUUUUCUCAAUUGGAUGGCAUCAAAAUUGUUGCCAUUGCUUCACAUCGUCAUGGAUCAUUGUUUCGUAGUUGUGAUAAUGAUUUUUUUGCCCUUGAAAACACACACAGUACUGUGAAUAAUAUCAUCAAAGUGGAAAUUGAAUCACCUGUUCCUGCGAUCAAACAAAUCGUUGGUGUUUCAAGCUAUUUUUUUGCACUAUCCGAAAAUGGAAUUAUUCACAAAUGGAUGAAAAUGUCAAGCUCAAAAAAACAUUCCAAAAUAUUGCUUGAACCUUUAAUUAAACAAAGAAAAAAUCGUACUUUUAAUGGCUAUCGAAAUAAUGAAGAAAAAAAUCCAAAAGUAUCAAAAAUAAUUGUUGCCAAAAAUUAUGAAAAACAUGAUGAAUUUAUAGCCAUUUUAGACAAUGGAUAUUGUACAUUUCAUGGACUUUCUAUUUGGUUGACAUCAAUUUCCGAUGUUUGUUCAUUAUACAUUAAUUAUCAGACAAUUGGCAUGACCAUAUUGUCAUCAUUUGUCAUUAAUCCAUCAUAUUUAAUAUCAUUGAAUAAUUUCAAUGAUUGUACUAUUGAAAAUAAUGAAACCAGAUCAUCAUUUAUACGAUUACAAAUACAAGAUCGUCAAUUAUUUAUAAAUCGUUCAUUCCUUAUUGAACGUUCGAAAUAUUUUCGCCAUAAAUUUAUUGAACAAGAACCAUACAUUGAAGAUGGUGAUACAAUUAUUAUUGACGAUGAUUUUACAUUUCCUGUCUAUUAUUAUUAUAUACGAUAUUUAUAUACAGAUACAUUAUUGAUUGAACGUAAUCUACAAGGAAAACUAUAUGAAUUGGCCGUCAAAAAUGGUGAACAAGAAUUGAAAGCUAAAUUAGCUAGACAUUGUCAUGAUGAUGAACAUAAUAAUGAAUAUUUGAAUUUUUUCAUUCAUUCAAAAUGAUAAUGAUUCUGA